AUGAAACCAUCUCGUUUAAUACGUCGUUUUAAUAAAAAAGGUCGUCAACAAAAAAAAAUUGUUAUUGAACAAAAUCCAUCAGCAAAUGUGAUUGUUGAAGGAGAGUCAACAACAGCUGACAAUAAUUCAAUUUUACCAUCAAAAAAACGAAAAACUCAUUCUGUUAGUCAAAUAACAACACCUAGCAAACGUAAAUUAUCAAAAAAAGAACGUAAACGUCUGGAAAAAGUACUCGAUGUUAAAAAGAAAAAAGCUAAACGAGUUGAAUUACUUGAUAAAUUAGGACAAAUACAAAUUUCUAAUGAUGAAUUAGCUCUUCUUCAUUCAGUAAAAAAUAUUGGUAGCAAAACAAAACGUCAACCGAUUGAUAUUCAAGUUUCAACAACAAAUUCUUCUACUUCAAUUAAUUUUAAUCAACGUUCUAGAAAACGUCCAGCUCAAGUAUCUACAGAAAUAAUUCAAAAUGAUUCAGAAUCAAGUUCAAAUGAUGAUGAUGAAACUAUUAAUGAUGAAGAUAUUCGUAAAGCUUUACUUCCUUCUCAACCAACAACAACAACACCUAUUCCUCCACCUCCCAUCAAACGACGACAACGUCAAAGUAGUACAAGUAGUGUCGAAGAAACUAAAGUCGAUAUUCCAGCUCGACCACAUGCAAAUGUUCAAGUUGAACGUAGUGAAGAAAUUCAAGCAAUACGUUCACAAUUACCAAUUAUUACUGAAGAACAGGCUAUCAUGGAAGCUAUUCAUGAUAAUCUUGUUGUUCUUAUUUGUGGAGAAACUGGUAGUGGUAAAACAACUCAAUUACCUCAAUUUCUUUAUGAAGCUGGUUAUACUCUUGAUGGUAAAAUGAUUGGUAUAACUGAACCACGACGUGUUGCUGCUAUAUCAAUGGCAUCACGUGUUGCAUAUGAAUUAAAUUUAACAAAUGAUCAAGUUUCAUAUCAAAUACGUUAUGAAGGUACAUAUAAAAAAGAAACAACAUGUAUUAAAUUUAUGACUGAUGGUGUUUUAUUAAAAGAAAUACAAAAUGAUUUUUUAUUAACAAAUUAUAGUUGUAUAUUGAUCGAUGAAGCACAUGAACGUAGUAUUGCAACAGAUGUUUUAAUUGGUUUAUUAUCACGUAUUGUACCAAUACGUUGUCGACGUAAUGAUCCACUUCGUCUUGUUAUUAUGUCAGCAACAAUGCGUAUUGAAGAAUUUAUUAAUAAUAAAUAUUUAUUUAAAUUAAAACCAAAAAUUAUUAAUAUUGAUGCAAGACAAUAUCCAGUUACAAUACAUUUUAAUAAACAAACACCAAAAAAUUAUAUUAAUGAAGCUUAUAAAAAAAUUUGUAAAAUUCAUCGACAAUUACCAUCCGGUGGUAUUCUUAUUUUUGUUACUGGUCAACAAGAAGUUAAAACAUUAUGUUAUCAAUUAAAAAAAAAAUUUCCUAUAAAAAUACAAACAGAAAAUGAUGGUAAAAUUUGUUUUGAAUAUAUUUCUAAUGAGUAUUAUAUUCCAUUGGGUAUAUGUCUCAGCAAUUUUUAUUUCUAUGAUGAACCACAUUUUAAAUCAAAAAAAUCGAAAAAGAAAAUACAAACAAAAACAAUCGUCGAUAAAUCUUCAUUAGAUAUUAUUGAUGAUGAAGAACUUGAACAUUUACAAUCGGAUAUUGAAGAAGAUGAAGAAAAAGAUAAAGAAUGUUCAAUAACAAGUGAUCUUGAUGAUGAUGAUGAUGCAGAUAUUAAUGUAAAAGAAAUAUCUAUUGAACCACUUUAUGUUCUUCCACUUUAUGCAAUACUUUCAUCAGAAAAACAAGCUCGUGUAUUCAAACCUCCACCACCUGGUACACGUUUAUGUGUUGUAGCAACAAAUGUUGCUGAAACAUCCAUUACAAUAUCAAGUGUAAAAUAUAUAGUCGAUUGUGGCAAAGUUAAAACAAAAUAUUAUGAUAAAUUAACUGGUGUAUCAACAUUUCGUAUUGAAUGGACAUCAAAAGCAUCAGCUAAUCAACGAACAGGUCGUGCUGGUCGUACAGCACCUGGUCAUUGUUAUCGACUUUAUUCAUCAGCUGUAUAUAAUGAUUUAUUUUCGGAAUAUACAUCACCAGAAAUUGUUCGAAAACCUGUUGAAGAUCUUGUUUUACAAUUAAAAACAUUAAAUAUUGAUCGUCUUGCUAAUUUUCCAUUUCCAACAUCACCUGAUUUAAAAGCAAUUAAUGUUGCUGAACAAAUUCUUAUUCAAUUAAAUGCAUUAGAUAAUAAAUCAUCAACAAAAAAAAUUACUGAAUUAGGUCGUCGAAUGUCAGCAUUUCCAAUUAAUCCAAGAUAUUCAAAAAUGCUUGUUAUUGCUCAAGAAAAUCAAGAUUUAUUACCAUAUGUUAUUACACUUGUUGCAGCACUUAGUGUUAAUGAAGUAUUAAAUAGUGGACAAGUUAAAAUUCAAAAAAAUAAUCAAGAAAUUAAUAUUAAUUUAGAUGAUUUAAGACGACAAUGGAUCGGACAAGGUGAAUCACUUUUACUUGGUGAUAUGAUGGUUUUACUUAAAGCAGUUGGUGCAUUAGAUCAUCAAAAUUCCAAAAAUGAUCUAUCUAUUUGUAUGCAUUAUGGAUUACGACCAAAAGCUAUGACUGAAAUUCGUAAAAUUCGUCGACAAUUAAUACAAAUUGUGAAAUCAAUAUUACCAGAAACAGCAUCAAUACUUGAUGCUCGUCUUUUACCACCAAGCGAACAACAAAUAUGUCUAUUACGUAAAGUACUUGCAGCUGGUAUGGUCGAUCGUUUAGCCAAACGAAUCGAAGGAUCUGUUAUAAUUAAUGGUCAUAAAGCAAAUAAUGCUUAUCAGACUCUUCUACUUGAUGAACCGGUAUUUAUUCAUCCAUCAUCAGUUCUUAUUAAUGAUUUACCAUCAUUUAUUUGUUAUCAAGAAGUACAUGAAACAAAUCGAAUAUUUAUCAAAGAUAUUUGUGCUAUUCAAAUGGAUUGGAUUGUUCAAUUAAAUCCACAUUUAUGUUCAUUUGGUCCUAUUGAAGAUGAUCCUCAACCACGUUAUGAUGAAAAUCAAGAUAAAAUGCUUUGUCAUCGUAAAGCAACAAUAGGUCAACGAGUAUCAUGGUCACUUGGUUCAUCAAUUGAAACAAUAUUUCCAACUAAUACAAAUGAUCGUUAUCGUUGGUUUGGAAAAUAUUUUCUUGAUGGUAUUAUUUGUCCUCGUCUUUUACAAUUUCGUUCAACUUUAUUAUGUUCAUCAAAUGCUAUGGUUAAAUCAUGGGCAUCACUUAUGGAACGAACACAAUUAUUUCUUAAUGCAUUAGUAAUAAAAGAAAUUGAUAAUCGAACAAAAUUAAAAGAAAUUUGGUCAAUUGAACCAAAAUAUCUACUUGAUGUUUAUUGUAAUUGGUUACCAGAAUCAUUACAUGCACAAGUUAGAUCUAUAUGGCCACCAAUACCAUUUGUUUUGGAAAAAUAA
Messenger RNA from Rotaria sordida, 3447 nucleotides. The record is from the annotation of a GenBank genome assembly. Lineage: Eukaryota; Metazoa; Rotifera; Eurotatoria; Philodinida; Philodinidae.